AUGAUCCUCGAUGCCGCCCGCAUCAUCUCGUCGAUCUUUGACUGCCUUCGACAUAUCUGCUGCUGCCGGGCCGAUGCCCCGGGAGGGCGAGAAGCCUUCCGGCCCCGACUCCCCCUCUUGCUGCUCUACGCGUCUCCGAGCACUUCUGGCCUGCAAGCUAGGAUUAUAAAUACGCAGCCAUGGGGCAUGCACGAGUGCCCCGAUACAUGGACGGAGAAUGGUGUGCAAUCCACCUUUGACAUCGCCUUCUCAUCGACCUCUUCGCUCACGGGAACCACGGACGUGUGCGGCUGGGGCUGGCGCUUCGCCUGGGAUUGCUCCAAUGGACCAGUCACCGUCUACUUCGACCCGCACCUGAUAGCAAAUGCCAAGUACGGGCGGGUAUCGUGCACUCUGUCUACCACGGGCCUGGUGGCAGAGAUAGACGACAUGAACACCUUUUCUGUCAAGCUACCGCUUCCCUCCGCCGAGCUACCUCCACAUACGGCCAAAUGGCCCAUCGGCAGAUGGUCCCGUGUCAAGAUACUAGUCCGGAAAAGCAAGUCGUCCAAGUCCGAGCGCCAAUACCUAACGUCCCCUCCUGCUGUCUUAACCAUCACCGUUACCUUCACGCGCGCACACGGCUUUGCUCCUCCCCAACCGCUCACCAUCCGGACCCGCCUCCCAUCCUCUGAAGAGCCACUCCCCACACGCAUUCGCGCUUGCCUCGCCGACACAAUCCACGGCGGAGAACUUAUCGACGUCAAAUUCUGGCUUUACUCCCGCGUCGCGACUGGAUACGUGUAUCAUCCGCGCCCGCUCUAUGGGAACCUCAAGCUUUUGCGCGCAACGUCAAAGCAGUUCGACCAAGAUCUCGACGACUUGCUGAGUGGUUUCGCGGAAUCAGGCCAGACGGACAUCGCCACGGACAAGCCGCCCCAGGCCGCGUUCGAGGAGUACGACUACGUGUCUGACAGCGACAUGGACGACGAUGAGGAGAUUGGCGGAGAUAUGAUUGUCGACGAAGAAGGCCCCAAAAUUCCAGAGCCAGAGUCUGUGGCAGGUUCCAGCACACAGAUAAUGCAGUCCCAGGCUGAAACUGACUCACAAAAUGUUCUUGGUCGCCGCGGCUACCGCAUUGUAAUCAAAGGCCAUGCGUAUAACACGUGGAAAGCAUUGCUUUACUACCUCUACACCGGCGACAUCCACUUUCGCAAGAUCAAGGCGGGGAAUGGCCAUUCUCCCACAGCCAAACGCGACGACGGUGCCCCAGAAUGCUCCCCGAAAUCCAUGUACAAGCUCGCAGAAAAACAUGGCCUCGAGGACCUCAAAGCCCGCGCGCUCGAGUCGAUCCGCUCUCAAAUGUCGGUGGACACCAUCGUCCACGAGGCGUUCUCUAACUUCACCGCGAUGUUCGACGAAGUCAAAGCCAUGCAAGUCGGCUUCUUGCGGAAACAUCUACGCGACGCGGCGGUCCGCGAGAGCCUGACGGGCAUGUUGCUCCAUCUGUGUGACGGCCGCGGGUCGUCUGCCUCCGCUGCCGUGCUGCAGGACGUCAUUUACGGUGUGGAAGAUGGUUUCUCCUCUGAAUACUAG
This is a messenger RNA of Mycena indigotica, 1575 nucleotides long. RefSeq lists its product as uncharacterized. The record is from RefSeq and is a predicted model, not a curated record. NCBI's taxonomy places the organism in Eukaryota, Fungi, Basidiomycota, Agaricomycetes, Agaricales, Mycenaceae. The transcript has 10 exons. Bases 1 to 1575 code for a protein of 524 amino acids.